AUGCACGGGCCCCCAGUGAGGCGAACGUUACACGUGAGAGUAUCACGUGAGACUCUUUGUGGAUCAGACCGAUGCGCAACGCACGGAUAUGGCUUGGCACUUGAGCUGAGCGUUGGACAAGGCGAAGCUACAAAAAUUCGAUGGUGUCAAGAGAAUGGCAUCUUGUUGGCGAGACCGAGUUUGACCUGA
This is a messenger RNA of Podospora pseudopauciseta, 189 nucleotides long. RefSeq lists its product as uncharacterized. NCBI's taxonomy places the organism in Eukaryota, Fungi, Ascomycota, Sordariomycetes, Sordariales, Podosporaceae. The record is from RefSeq and is a predicted model, not a curated record. The coding region runs from base 1 to 189 and encodes 62 amino acids. The transcript has 2 exons.